Messenger RNA from Choloepus didactylus (southern two-toed sloth), 7567 nucleotides. It is a transcript of the gene DCAF17, whose product is annotated as DDB1 and CUL4 associated factor 17. Lineage: Eukaryota; Metazoa; Chordata; Mammalia; Pilosa; Megalonychidae. The transcript is spliced from 14 exons. The record is from RefSeq and is a predicted model, not a curated record. Gene Ontology annotation, biological process: protein ubiquitination. The coding region runs from base 438 to 2000 and encodes 520 amino acids. Gene Ontology annotation, cellular component: Cul4-RING E3 ubiquitin ligase complex.
GGGGCCGGAGCGACACCUCGCUCCUCGCCGCUUGGUGGGAAUUGUAGUUUGGCGAAAACGCUAGGCUUCUUCAGCGGCACUGGGAACUACAUUUCCCGGUGAAGGUGCGGCUCUCGCAGACCGAGGAAUACGGAGGGCGUCGCAUUGUCCGCAACGGGGUCUGGAGCUGGCGAGGGUUUGAAGCCGCAGGAGGGGGAGGCCAGGAAGGGGGUGCCUUUUCCAUCUCUCUUUGCUCUCGGGCCGCCGCCGUGCUGCAGACGCGGGGUCGGCACCGGCUGUUUUUUUUCCUCGCCCCGCCGCCGUGCAUUCCCCGUCCGCUCCCGGUGUCAGCUUUUCCUGGGCCUGGCGAGAAACUGGGGGUUCGAGGUUCUGAGUAGCGGCCACUGCCCCGCGUGGGAGUAAGAGGCGCGGCCCCCUCCAGCCCCGCCCGCGCCUCCAUGGGCCGGACCCGGAAGCCCAAUGUGUGCCGCCAGCUGAGCCGCCGGGCGCUGGGUUUCUUCUCGCGCGACGCGGGCGUGGUGCAGAGGACGAACCUGGGCAUCCUGCGGGUGCUUGUGUGCCAGGCAAGUACUAAGUUUAAGAAUGUUUGGACAACUCAUUCCAAGUCACCUAUUGCUUAUGAGAGAGGAAGGAUAUAUUUUGACAAUUAUCGGUGCUGUGUCAGCAGCAUUGCAUCAGAGCCAAGAAAACUUUAUGAAAUGCCAAAAUGUUCAAAAUCAGAAAAAAUAGAAGAUGCUUUAUUAUGGGAAUGCCCCAUGGGAGAAAUACUUCCCAAUCCGUCUGAUUAUAAGUCUUCACUCAUAGCACUGACUGCUCAUAAUUGGUUACUUCGUAUAUCUGCAACUACUGGAAAAAUUCUUGAGAAAAUAUAUCUUGCUUCCUAUUGCAAAUUCAGAUACUUGAGCUGGGACACCCCUCAAGAAGUCAUUGCAGUCAAGUCAGCCCAGUACAAAGGCUCUGCAGUAGCUCGCCAGGCAGGCAUUCAACAGACUGUUUUGCUGUACCUUGCGGUAUUCCGCGUUCUACCUUUUUCACUCGUAGGAAUUCUGGAGAUCAAUAAAAAGAUUUUCGGGAACAUUACAGAUGCUACCUUGUCUCAUGGAAUACUGAUUGUGAUGUACAGCUCGGGACUGGUCAGACUUUAUAAUUUCCAAGCCAUCGCUGAACAGUUCAUGCAACAGAAACUUGACUUAGGGUGUGCAUGCAGAUGGGGUGGGACUACUGGAACUGUAGGAGAGGCUCCUUUUGGCAUUCCUUGUAAUAUUAAAAUCACAGACACACCACCACUGCUCUUUGAAGUGUCUUCCCUGGAGAAUGCUUUUCAGAUUGGAGGCCAUCCUUGGCACUACAUCAUCACACCUAAUAAGAAGAAACAGAAAGGAGUUUUCCAUAUCUGUGCCCUAAAAGACAAUUCUUUGGCAAAAAAUGGGAUCCAAGAAAUGGAGUGUUGUUCUCUAGAAUCUGAUUGGAUCUAUUUCCAUCCUGAUGCUUCCGGUAGAAUAAUACAUGUUGGCCCAAAUCAGGUCAAAGUUUUAAAGCUAAAUGAAAUAGAAAGUAAUACUUCCGAGCAUCAGAUCACUGAAGAUUUUGUGAUUUUGGCCAACAGGGAGAAGAACAAAAAUGAAAACUCACUCACUGUUACUGCUUCUGGACGGGUGGUGAAAAAAACUUUUAGCCUUCUGGAUGAUGAUCCAGAACAAGAGACUUUCAAAAUUGUGGACUAUGAAGAUGAGUUGGAUUUGCUUUCUGUGGUAGCUGUUACUCAACUAGAUGCCGAAGGAAAAGCUCACCUGGAUUUCCACUGUAACGAAUAUGGGACUUUACUGAAAAGCAUUCCACUGGUCGAGUCAUGGGAUGUGACAUAUAGCCAUGAAGUCUACUUUGACAGAGAUUUGGUGCUACACAUAGAACAGAAACCCAACAGGGUCUUCAGCUGCUAUGUUUACCAGAUGGUGUGUGACACUGGGGAAGAAGAAGAAACCAUAAGCAGGAGUUGUUAAAAGACUGAGAUAAUUUAAAAUUUUGAGAUUUAACUUAUGAUACGAUUAGCCCAACAUCCUUCUUUUUAUUAUCUGCAUGGCAAGUUUUCCAGUAUUUUCCAGAUAAGGUCUUCUUGUUUUAAGUUCACUUGCCUGACUUCCUAUUUAAGCUCUUCCCAUAGAAGGUGAUGAGGACUCAUUUUAUAUAAAGGUUUUUUAGAAUGAUGUCCCAUGAGUUUAGAAUUUUGGGGCUUUUAGCUGUGUAGCAAUACAAAUAACAAAAUGCUAGGUAACAAGAAGAACAAGUUAAUUUUAAUUUGGGGGGAGAGGGUCAUUGCUGGGGACAGAUUAAAAAUGGUUCUUAAUGGAUGGUAUGGAACUUCGAUGGGAAAGACUGGGAGAGAGAAAUAAAAAGAUAUAGUAGUUACAAAAAAAGAAAUCUUGUAUUCUCUAUACCAAACUUUGCUUAAGGAUGAGAAAUGAGAUCUGUAAUAUGAAAACAUAUUUUUGAGCCAAAAAUGUGUCAUCACAAUUUUUUAAAGAAUCUUGUAUAUGUUUAUAUGUUUUAUAUUUAUAUAUAGUAUUUAGAAUUGGCUCUAGUUCCCAAAUGAUCUUUUUUUCCCCACAGUUUUAUUCUUUUCUUGGCUUGAUGUUCCCACUGAAUAUUUGUGUUUCUGUUAUAGACUAAGGUAAAAGAUUUCAAGCAAACCUUAAGUGAAACUUUUUCUGAUAUGUAACCUGUCUAGCUCUUCAUACAUAUAAGGAUGUUGUUCUCAUUUUACCAUUCUGUUUGCUAGGUGUGUCUUACAGUUUUGUGUAGGCAUUAUUUUCAUACCUAUGCAAUAAGAUAAAGGUACUGUGAUCUGCUUCUGGUCCCUGUAGAAGAGUGUAGAAGAGUAGGUGAAAUCACAGAGAAGUUCAUACUAGCUUGGGGCUUAAUUGCCCAAUUAAUUAGAAAAAGCUGAUAUUGGUUGUGAAUCUUGAAUGUUUUUUCUUUGUUAGAACAGAUCUAAAUCUGAUUCUUGAACUCAGAUAAUCAUUCUUCAGAAUAUUAAAUAAAAGCAACCUAAGUAAAGGGAGAAAAUGUUUCUUCGUGCUUCCUGUUUGAGAAAUCCAGUUGCUUCAAAUCCACAUGUUCAGCACAUUUCUCUGAUUUAGCCUCAAAAGAAUAACUGGUAAAAAUAGAAGGAAAGGAAACAGCAGUAAAAAUUGCUGAUUCAAGUUUAAGGAGAUUAAAAUGUGGAAUGUUAGGUUGGAUAAUUGACACUCAGAUCCUUCAGUUUUUCCUUUUCAUUCUGCUUGAUCCUAUAAUAAGAAUAAUGUGAACUCUGCCCAGUUCUUCCCUUGAAAAUUUGCAGAUAAAUUUCAAGCUUAGUAUGAUCAACAGGGCAGGAGAGAGCAGUUUUUGCUUUUCCAAAAGUCAAGGAAUUAAUAACACUGUUCAUACACUUAAAAGAAAUAAAGGGAACAAAUCUGAAACUGUCUUGUGUGUGUACAAUAGAAAAGAAGAUGACUUAGAACAUGGAAAAUAUUUCAAUGUGGGCUAAAAAUCUUUCUGAAUCUGAUUCUGAGUAUUAGAACCAUCUGGGAAAGUAGAAGUGAUAAUCUUAUGAGCAAAAUGAUAAAACUAUGUUCAUAUAUUAAAUCAUAAUAUUUUUUAUGUACCAGUUGAAAAAUCCAUUCACAUUUUAUGCAUAUUUGAUAGUACUUUAUAAUAUCUGAAGAUUUCAGAACAUUUUAGAGACACUAUUAUGAUUAACAAGCAGUUGAAUAAUUAUGAUGUACUAAAUAUUGCCCCAAACUUCUAAUUAAAUACUAGUUAUAUCUAAACAGUUCUGCCUGAUGAAUUUAUGUCUUGAAAAACAAGUCCAGUAAAAGGGAACACAGUGAAAAUACCAGAGAAAAGAAAGCAGGCAGUGUUGUGUGUGUUUUAAAGUAGAUGUGGUGCUAAGGAAACAAAAUUCUUACCCUCCAUUUCCAAGUACUCUCAGAAAAUAAAGUCUUUAGAUUCAAUCCUGUCAGUUUUUUUUUUUUUUUUAAGUACUUACUGAGUUUCUCUUUCUCCUUUAAGUCUUUGCCGUCUUUUAACAAGAUGUUCGAAAGAAAUCCAUCUAGUCAAAAAGACAUUUAAAAAAUAUCUGAGAUUCCUGGUUGCUUUUUUGGUGGGAGACAGGGGUAGUACUGAACUGACCACUAAGACACUCCCAGUGUGUCACCACUGCCCAAGUCUGAUUAGACCAGGAUCCAAAUGCCAUAUGGGCCAGGCAGAAAUGUAUCUAGUAUGAAAGAUAGUAGGGAGUUGGGAGCAGUGUAGAAAACAGGAGAAGCUAUGCCCCAACUAAAGGACAAACUGCUACUACUCAGUUCAGCCAAUUUUAACAUGUGGGAAUGUGGGCUGCAUGAUUGUUAAACAGGAUGGUUGACAAAAAGAUGCCAAAAGACACUGAAGAUAGCAAAGAAUGUGGGAAAUGUACAGAAAGUACACAAGGCAGGAGACAAUAUAGCAUGCUCCCCCAAAAGAUAAGGGCUUCCCAGCUCCCCACAGUCACGUGCAGCUGCUCAUUCUUCCACUGUGAGGCACUUACUUUGCCAUUCUCUUAGGGGUAGGGCUGGAGUUAAUAUCCUUCUGCCCCACCUUGACCCUCUUCUCUACCUGACUGUUUUAGAGACUCUAGCUAUAACAGGUGCUAGUGGAAACAUUAUGGGUAAAUUUCUGAGUAUUUAAUGCAAGACCGGGUGACAUAGUGGCUUCUCUUAGCAGGUCCAGACAUUAAGCCAAUAAGAGGUGCAUUUUUGCAUCUAAGAUUCUUUAUUCACACAGUAUCAGUACAGCAAGCUUGUUUUUCUUUGACUUUAUAAAACAUUUCUCACAACUCUGGGAGGAAAUAAAAAUUCUAUCAUGAUUACUAUUCAAACUACCUACUGAGGCAAUGAUAUUGUUCUGUUUAAACAAAUUAAGGCACUCCACAGUCUUCCACCAAUUGAGUGUUUUGGGUCUCAUACCUUUUUUUAAAAAAGAUAGUUUAUAUUUAUUAUGUACAGUAGGACCUGUUUUUACACGAACUCAACAUGCAUAAAUUUAGGUAUAUGUGUUUGGCCAUAGAAAAAAAUAAAGGCAGGGAGAGAGAAAGAAAGAAUUAAAAUUUUAAAAAUUAUUUCUAUGAUUAAUUUUGUUUACUUAUUGUUAUGAGAGUGUUUAUUUGCCUUAUUUAUUUUAAAAAUGUGUGAUAGGUAUGUUCAUGUAAAAAAUACUUAUUAAAUUAAAUAAUGAGGUUCACUAUUAUGUGUGAUUUUCAGCUUAACCAAAGGUCUUGGAACGUAUCAGUCAUGUAAAACAAGAUCCUAUACUUUCUAUUUACCAGUCACUGUGAUACAUAUACAAUUGAUUAUCUUGCUUAAUAUUCAAAAUAACCAUAUGAGGUAUGAACUAACCAUUGUCUAUCCCCAUUUUACAAAUGAGGAAGAUGAAUUUUACAGAAGUUAAUUUUCCCAAGGCCCCAAAAUGCAAAUGGGAAAAACAUCCAGAUUUGUUUGACACAAACUUAUCCCAUAUUUCCUUCAAAGACAAUGGAUGUUACUUUAUCUCAUAUGUAACAUACUGGCAAUUACAGUAUUGGGUACAUAAGAAAGUGCUUACUAAGUGCUUUUUUAAUGCUGAAUGAAUAUCCAAAUUUUAGACAAAAGUAAAAGUUCACACAUACAACUUGCCAUAAAAGAUGAUUCUUAACUCAGUGGUUAGAAGCAGUUAAAAAAAAUGGUACCAAAAAUGGCACCCUCAUCCUGUUUGUGGUGAUAAUAAACACCAAUACUAGUAAUUGCUCUUAAUAUAGCUAGUCUGUCUUUACAAGAAUAAUUUUUAUAUAUUUCUUCUCAUUCUUAACCAUAUUUACACAUAUCAUCUGCCCUUUAGAAUCCCAGGAAAAAUUCAGGGGCCAAUUUCUGGUCCCUGUGUUGCCUGAGAAUCUCUAUUUUAUAAAAAGACUCAUUUAUUUCAGGCAAAGGAUUCAGGAUAGAAAACUAAGAACAACUGAAGGUUUUUUUUCCUCCAUCAUUUUAUUAUGAAAAUUUUCAAACACACACCAGAGGUAUAAAAAUUUUACAAUGAAUACUCAAAUACCAACCACAUGGAUUCUACAUUUUACUCUACUUAUUUUCUCACUUCUCUAUCCACUUUACUUUUCUGAUACAUUUUAAAAUAAAUUGCAGACAUCAGUAUACUUCCCCCUAAUACUUCAGCAUAUAUAUCAUUAACUAGAAUUUAAUUCUUGUUCAGUUUUUUAAAAUUUUCGAUGUAACAUUUACCUGUAAUGAAAUGCACAAAUCUUAAGUAUAAAUAUGCUGAGUUUUCACAAAAGCAUACACCUGUUUAAUCCCAAACCCUUUUCAAGAAUUAGAACAUUGCAAUUAUCCCAGAAAGUCCCCUCAUGCCCCUUCCCAGUCAGUCCCCACCCCAUCUCUCAGGUGUAACUAUUUUUCUGAUUCUUUUGCAUCACAGAUUAAAUUUGCUAAUUCUGAAACUUCAUAAAAAUGAAAUCAUACAGAACAAAAUGCUUAUUUCACUCAGCAUAAUGUUUUUGAUAUUUGUUUAUGUUUUUGUGUGUAUCGAUGGUUCAUUCCUUUUUAUUGCUGAGUAUUCUGUUACAUGAAUAUGUCACAGUUUUUAUUUUCCAUUCACCUGUUGAUGGAUGCCUGGGCUGUUUCUACUCUUUUACUAUUAUGAAUAAAGUUGCUAUGAGCAUUCUUGUAGAAUUUUUUUAUCAACAUAUGUCUUUAUGUCUCUUGGGUAAAUAGCCACAGAUGGAAUUGUUGUUGAGGUCUAUCUAGGAUAGAAUACUGUCAGCCCUUUUCUCUAGAGGAUUGUGCUAUUUUAUUUUAUGUUCCUGUCAGCAAUGUAUGAGAGAGUUCCAGUAGCUCCACAUCCUCGCCAAUAUUUGUGAUUGUCAGCAUUCCUGGUGGAUAUGUAAUCAAUUCUGGUUGAUACUCAGGUUGUUUCUACUUGCACCUGGCAGUUGUGUCAUUGAGUUGACCUUUUUUAAGUUUUUAAUACCAGUUUGCAGGAACUGCUGAAAGCGUUCUUUCUUGGUGAUAAUAGUUAGAUAACCCAAAAUCAGCUUGAGUUAUUCUGUCUCAAACACGGGAUAUAUUGCUCACCAAAAGACCCCUGUUUUGUUUAAUGGAAACUGAGAUUAGAGAAAAAACCUGGGUUGUUAAGGGUACACAUUAGACAUCCACAUGACUACUGGAGCUGACCAGGAUGGCACCAGAGAAUAGGCUACUUAAAGCAUGGUAAUGAAAUCUGUUUUAGUUUUGUAAGCUGCAUAAAGCAGAUACCAUGUCAUGGGUUGGCUUAAACAAUGGGAAUUUAUUAGCUUACAGUUUGAGGCUGAGAAAGUUGUCCAAAUCAAGGCAUCAUGAAGGUGAUGCUUUCUUCCCAAAGACCGACUGGUAGCGAUCCUUGACCCUUUUGCCACAUGGCAAGGCACACGUUGGCGUCUGCUGUUCUCUCGCUUAUCUUCCAGGUUUUGUUGCUUUCAGCUUCUUGCUUCUGUGGCUUUCUUUCUUUAUCUGAAUUUUAAUUUUCUUAUAAA